CCCAAGCAGACAUUUUGGACCGAACCCAGUCUAAGAUGGCCCUCUUUAAAUAGUACAACAAUUGGCCAUGCACCCUUCAAUUUAAUGGCGUGUGGAAAGAAAAAGUCGUCCACUCUACAAACGCCUUGGCAGGUGGGUUGUGUAUUAAUUAUUUGGUUGUAUUCGGCCGCUUCUGCUGUUUCACAAUGCAAUAUUCAAUUCUGUGGAUCGCAAAAUGUGAGUUACCCAUUUUGGAUAGACAAUCCAAGUUGUGGAUACCCAGGUUUUCAGAUCAGCUGCAGGGAGAAAGACAAUGGGAAUUCAAGCGGUCUGUUUCUUGAAGCUGGUGUGAAUGGUACACAGACAGAGUUUGAGAUACUGAACAUCGAUUAUACCGGAUCUCUCAUCAUAAAUUCCACUUCUCUAAAAGCCAUGUCCUGUAGUGGGAAUGAUGAUGCCUCUGUGCUGUUCGAGUUGCCUGCAGAUGGCCCCUUCACCAUUGCCUCCAAUAACAAAUUCGUGGUCAUUGGAUGCAGAUCAAAAGGUUCUUUCAGAGUUUAUAAUGGGAAUUAUAAUAAUGAGGUUGAUGGUGGGGAAGUGAUCUGUAGAACCACUACAUGUCUAAAUCAGUAUGAUCCAGAAUACUGCAACACAUAUGGGUGUUGUGAAUCUGGAAUUCCAGGAAAACAGAGGGUUAUUAAUUUCACCGGUGGGGGAAUUAGUUAUGCGGCUUAUACUGCUUGUGGGUUCUCCACUAUUCUUGAUCCAGUUACAUGGUCCUUACCUCCAAAUCAAUAUGGUGCCAUUGGCGGCGGUCAUUACGGCCUCCGCCUCGAGUGGGGCAUCGGCCAUGGAGAUUGUUUGACGGCCAAAGGAACAGCAAAUUACUCUUGCGCAGGGACUGCUCAAUGUUCAAACGCAAUUGGGGGCGGCCAUGUCUGUAAAUGUCUUACAGGCUAUGAAGGGACUGGUUACUCUAACGGCACCGGUUGCACAGAUGUGGAUGAAUGCAAUCGACACUUGGAUCAGUGUGUUGAACCAUCGCAGGGGGGUGUAUGCUAUAAUCUGCCUGGUUCUUACAAUUGUUCAUGUGCAAAGGAUUAUAGUGGAGAUGGCCUUCAAAACGGGACAAGAUGUCAAUCAUCAGACUCAAAUCAAUUUGCCGCUCCUGCAAUAAUAGGAUCAGUCUCUUCAGUUGCAGUUGUUUGUGUAGCAGCGUCUCUUUUGGUUUGGUGGCUUAAGAAACGCCACUUGAAACUUGUGGAGGCCAAGUAUUAUCAGAAGUUGCAGCAACACCUCGCCUCUAGAGGAGGUAGAGAAAGCCUGAGAAUGUUUUCUGCUGAUGAAUUGGCAAAAGCUUCUAAUAAUUAUUCAAAGGAAAUGGUAUUGGGAAGUGGUGGCUUCGGAAUUGUGUUCAAAGGCAUUCUGUCGGAUGGUACACUUGUGGCCAUUAAAAAGUCCAAGCAAGCUUUAGAUCUAGAGGAUGACCAUGAAUUUCUUAAUGAAAUUGCAAUUCUCUCCCAAAUAAAUCACAGAAACAUAGUGAAGUUAUUAGGGUGCUGCAUCCAGACUAAAUUCCCAAUGUUGGUAUCUGAAUUUGUUCCGAAUGGAACACUGUAUGAACAUUUACAAUUCAAAGAGAUAUCUUUGCCUUGGGAGUCACGUCUGCAGAUUGCAAUCGAGACAGGGGAGGCUUUGGCAUAUCUGCAUUCUGGAGCAUCUCAACCCAUUUUCCACCGGGACGUAAAGUCAUCUAAUAUUCUUCUGGAUAAGACAUUUUCUCCCAAAGUUGCAGACUUUGGGAUUUCUCGUCUCAUCUCAACUUCCAAUAAUACACAUCACACCACCAAUAUAAUGGGCACAAAAGGUUACUUGGAUCCUGAGUACUUCCAAACUUAUCAGCUGACUGACAAAAGUGAUGUAUUCAGUUUUGGUGUUGUCCUGAUUGAGCUUUUGACAGGUCUGAAACCCCUGAGUGUAGAAAGGAUCAGCGAGGAGUGGAAUUUAUCUACUCUUUUUCUUGCCAGACUCAACCACAACCGCCUCAGAGAAAUCUUAGAUAGCGGAGCAUUGGAGGACGAAAACCUGCAACAGAUGGAAGAUGUGGCAAGGCUAGCAAAAGUAUGCCUUCAUUUGGAAAGGAGGAAGAGACCGUCCAUGAAAGAGGUGGUGGAGGAACUUGUUUGGAUAAGAGGUGGCACAAGAAAGACAAAGUUCCAUGAGAGUGACUAUGCAACAUUUGAGCAGACAAGCAUUUCCCAAAAAGCAUCACAAACGUCAACCGAAUUCAGGAGUUACGAUUUUCCAUCCACAGUGGGGCGUACGUCGGAGGAGCCCUUCACUGCACUGAUUCAGAUGUCGAGCCUACUCUGAACCAUUCGGAAAAGCAAAUCAUUUCUAGUCUAUUUUAACACACUGCAGUGUACCUCAUGAUUUAAGACUCCGGUCUAUGGACGUGCAAAUACCAGUGUUAGAGCAUAGGGGCGCACAUCUUUGAAGCUGCAUCACAAUAAGCAUCUAUUGCGAAUUCUAACCGUUCAGUUAGCAAGCAUACCACAUCGAUGUAAGAUCAAAUAUUUUGGGGAUUGUAAUGACUGUACAAAACAGAUGAAAAGGAAUUUUCAAUAUUUUUUUAUUGCAUAGACAAAUAAAUAAAAGAUGAAAUAUAUUUGAUGAGAA
Cryptomeria japonica (Japanese cedar) is the source of this 2658-nucleotide messenger RNA. Its product is annotated as wall-associated receptor kinase 2. Gene Ontology annotation, cellular component: plasma membrane. The transcript is spliced from 3 exons. NCBI's taxonomy places the organism in Eukaryota, Viridiplantae, Streptophyta, Pinopsida, Cupressales, Cupressaceae. Gene Ontology annotation, molecular function: polysaccharide binding; protein serine/threonine kinase activity; ATP binding. The coding region runs from base 85 to 2352 and encodes 755 amino acids. Gene Ontology annotation, biological process: cell surface receptor signaling pathway; protein phosphorylation. The record is from RefSeq and is a predicted model, not a curated record.